Molecule: messenger RNA, 1659 nt
Organism: Eleginops maclovinus (Patagonian blennie)
Lineage: Eukaryota; Metazoa; Chordata; Actinopteri; Perciformes; Eleginopidae
Gene: fam167ab
Product: family with sequence similarity 167 member Ab
Exons: 3
Coding region: 319-930 (203 amino acids)
Source: RefSeq, a predicted model, not a curated record
CAAGUGAACCGUGGAGCUGCUCGGGGAUGAUAUGAGCGAGAGAGCGGGCUCGCGACGUGACGGUCUCCACUGAUGUCGCCGCCUGAACUACCAAGUUUGUCUGCUGCGGGGAGAUUCACUCAAGAUCUAACUUUUCUUCUGAAACACCAAUGAAGAUCUCAAGGAACUUUUAAAUAUCAACUUUCCUGACAAAGACAGUAGACACAGGAAGGGUCAAAACAUACGACUAUGAUUAUCUGUAAAACCCAAUGAAGAGCAGAUAUUCAUUUUUAUUUUGAAACGUUUUGUACAGAGCUUUUUGUUUUUAAAAGGUUAAUCAUGGACACUACGGCAGCGCCUCAGGUUAUCGUGGACAACACAGAAUGUGAGGAAGACUCGGCUCUGCCUACAGACGAUCACCUCAUGGACGUGAAGGCCCUGACAGAGAAACUGAGGCUGGAGACGAGGAGACCUUCUUACCUCGACUGGAAAGCCCAGCUGGAGAUGGAAAGCUUCAGAGAGUUAGGAUCUGCAAAAAGCCCGGUCCAAGUGGAGCCUGAGGGGAAGGCAGCGCCCCCCAAUGACACUGCAGGGAGGUCUGAUGUGAUUCAGUGCAAGAUGCCGUCAGGUGCGCUGAAAGGGUUCGAGAACAUCGAUGAAGCUCUCAGCUGGCUGAGGAGGGAACUGACGGAUAUGCGUAUCCAGGACCAGCAGCUGGCGAGGCAGCUCAUGCGGCUCCGCAGCGACAUCAACAAGCUGAAGAUAGAGCAGACGUGCCACCAACACCGGCGGAUGCUCAAUGACGCCACGUACGGCCUAGAGGAGCGGGACGAGCUGUCCGACCUGCUGUGUGAGUGUCCCGUCACCCCGGGGCUCGGCCUCUCCGCCCCGCUGAGGCUCAUCGGCGUCACAAAGAUGAACAUUAACUCUCGACGUUUCUCGCUUUGCUAGUGCUGGCACUAAAAAUCCUGAAAACCCCAAAACAGCCCCGGUUGUUUGUGAGAUUGUGGAGUAAUCUUUUUUUUACCACAAUGUUGUGAGGGAUGUAAACACCGUUUUAAAGUCCCUAUAAUCAAAGACAGAGAUUUAGGUCAUAUAUACUAUUUAGAAAAAAGGAUUCUAGUGUAGGAAGUAAAUAUAUAAUUUGUUUGCCACUUAACUAUAAUAUAUGGCAGCUAUAAACAGAAACCUUUAUUUCUUAAAACCACAGCAGAUUUUUAGAAUUUUAGACAUUUAAACAGAAUACUUGCCCUUUCCUAAACUACAGUAAAGCAAUCUCAAUCUUAUUCUGAGAGCUUUGUAAGCCUCCUCAGCUAAACUAAAAGCUCUAUAUGUUUCCAUUUAUUGUUGUUGGUUGCCAAGAUUUACCCAGCAGAGAUUGCAUAUUAAAUAUAUUCUUACUGCAUACAGACCUCUAUGUAUGACGUUUCAGUGACAGCCUGUCCUGCAGCUUAAUCUGAAUGUUAAAUGUAUGCAUUUAAAAGAGGUUUUAAUAUGGAUUCGAUUGGUACACUAUGCUAUACCUUAUGCACAACUGAUUAAACGAGUAGUUUAGAAAGCAUCUGUAGAAUAUGAUAAAAACGAUUCUCUAUAAUGACUGUCUUUUGCACUAGUUGUUUAAAUCGCAGUGGUUUCCAGUAAAUUGCUGCUCUUUGUUAUAAAUAAAGAUGUUUAACUCUC